AUGGUUCUGGUGGACCUGCCACUACCACUCCUCCUGCUGUUGUUGCUGUUGCCCAGGAUAGCACUAACUCAGCUGAAGAUACUGACCCUGCUGCUGCUGCUGCUGCUAUUGCAGGAACCACAAGCUGCUGAAAAGCCAAAACCGAGGCUAUGUGGAAUCUGCGAGGAGCAGGAAGGCAAAUACAAAUGCCCUCGCUGCUCACUACCCUACUGCUCUGUGGUCUGCUUUCGCUCCCAUAAGGAGAACCACCCGCCCGACCCCCCUAAGCCAACCCUACCUCCCAAACCAUCGACUCUAGGAGCCAACCAAGAUGCCUCCUCCAAGACCCGCAAGCGCAACGCGCAUCCGUUCAGCGUGCUCGACGACUCGCCCGAGCUGCAGCGGCUCUUCAGCAAGUACCCACGGCUCCCUUCCAAGCUCGCCAAGAUCAACGCCGCCACCCUCCCGCCCAAAGAUGAGCAGCAGCAACCCCCUGGCCGUGGAGGUCUGCCCUGGACGCUGGCCCAGGCGCCAGGGUACCAAUCCAAGAAGCCCAAGUGGACACAUGACACAGGCCUCAAGCGUGGCAAGGAAGCCCUCCGCAAGGCGCGCACAGAUCCUGGCGAGGAUGGCGAUGCCGUGCGGGAGUACUGCGAUCUGGUGCUGCAUCUGCUGGCUAGGGAGGAGGACGUCAAGGUCAACGUCACCGACCUGGUGCGGCAACAGGUCACGCAGGAGGAUGUCAAGCUCAUUGAGGAUCUGAUGAAGGCGGAAGAGAAAUGGGCUUGAGAGGUAUCCAUCUACCCGUGAGCCCAUCUGCCAAGUCACGGGCAAGGGACCCACCUACCUGCCUCUACAUGACGAAGCAACAACGCGCAUGUGGAGAAUCUUUUGCGACUGAAUAUGUGGGCUCAUAACCUCGUCGACCACGCCAAAGCGUGGCUACAAGAGAUCGUGACAGCCUGUGCACAGGCUGCGGGCCCAAGAUGGUUGUGUAGGUACGGUAGCUGUUCGAGACUAAGUGUUAUCCGAGACACGUGUGCUGUACGUCUGGCCAAGGGGCGCCGGUUGGAUGCCGGUUCCAAGGGCAGUCUGCCCGCUGCCGUUCGGGCAGCGUUCCCGGAGGAGAUAAAACACUGAUUCUUCGUGCUUGUGGUCAGUCCAAGGGCCGCUUUCCAGUCCACGAGGUCUCAAGGCGCUUCGAGAUAUCUUGGGCUCCAUAAUCAGCCGCUUCUGCGGCUGUUGGCUCGUGUCACUGCUGUCGUCUUCGGUAUAGGGACUAUGCCAAACACGAGAGAGUAGUUGCAGAGCCUCCAUCAGCAUUUGUACAGAAGUAGGUUUAUGCCUAGACGAUACCACCAUAGUAAAUCAAAUGGAAGUCAUUAC
Molecule: messenger RNA, 1365 nt
Organism: Cryphonectria parasitica EP155
Lineage: Eukaryota; Fungi; Ascomycota; Sordariomycetes; Diaporthales; Cryphonectriaceae
Exons: 4
Coding region: 1-768 (255 amino acids)
Biological process (GO): snoRNA localization; box C/D snoRNP assembly; maturation of LSU-rRNA from tricistronic rRNA transcript (SSU-rRNA, 5.8S rRNA, LSU-rRNA)
Cellular component (GO): pre-snoRNP complex; nucleus
Source: RefSeq, a predicted model, not a curated record